AAUAACAAAUGGCUCAAGCAGACUUUGAUAGCGGAACUGUGACUCUGCAAAAUUGUAUUUUUAUGACGUUGGUCUUAUCCUGGUAUGAUGAAAUAUUUUUUUGAAAUAAAGAUAGCUGGUCUACCCUUCAUUCCAAGUCAAGGAACGAUUUUGGUAUCCAUUUUACGCUUUAUUAAUAUAUUUUCCAGGCAUUUUUCAUGUGUGAGAAAUCUGAACGUUUUCGCCUUUGCUAAGGAAACUGAUGGUAAAAGUUCUGCUGAAUGUUUUAGAAGAUUGUCCAACUUAAACAAACAACACAUAGGUUUAAAAUGCUGUAAGUCUACCAACGUUCUCCCUUGCCAUACUGAUGUAGAAUUUGUAGAACCGUACUGUUUAAAUAAUAUUGACUGCUUGAUUCCCUGGCAAUUUUACUGGUAUUCAACAUCACCACGGGAGCACUUUGUGUCAGCAAAAAACUAUUUCACGCAUAUUCACCAUUCUCGUGAUACAAAUAAUAAAGAUAUCGGUUCUACCCAUACCUUGAAAACUCACACAUCAACAAAAAUGGAUUUAUCAGAUUCUUCUUGUAAAAGUCUACCUGAUCAUUUGACCGUACAUGCAGCCCAUAUAACUGAAGUUCAUAAUGUUCCAAUGCAAGUUCUGAUACGUCCAAUCCCAUCAAUACUGGAUGAGGAAAAAGUUGUCUCUUUAAUGAAAACUAUUGAGGACCCAGAUACAAGAGACAAUGUUCCACCAAUUGACAUCUUGUGGAUCACUGGCAGAGAAGGGGGCGACUAUUACUAUUCUUUUGGUGGCUGUCACAGAUAUGAAGCAUACAGAAGGUUAAAAAAAGAAACUGUUCCGUGUAAACUGUUUAGAUCUACAGUGGACGAUCUGCGUACCUACCUGGGUGCUUCAACACCUGAUUUGUUAUAGACUGAGUGAUCCAGUGCAUAAUUUUUUUCACAUGUUUUCUUACUCGGCAUAUUUCCAUUAUAUUAAAUUAUCAUGUCUAUGACAUAGCCUAUUUAUAUUAUUGUGAUACAUUUUCUUGUAUUUGUUUUUUUUUAAAAUUGUUUUUGAAGGAUCCAUUUACUUUUUAUCUCACAGUUUGCAGAAAAGUUUUUUUUGGGUUAGGAUUUGGUUAGAAAAAUGAUAGGCUUCUAGGACUAUGAGAUAGAGAGAAUAAUCCAGUCUUAUGUUAAUUUUCCUGAAUUGCAGUUUCAUUACUAAAUGUAAACUUAACUCACCUAUACAUUUUCUUCUCCACAUAAAUUUGUUAUAUUAACUUAUAGUUGCUCAAAUAUUUCAUUAAAGUGUUAAACCAGAAUCAUUACAAUGUUUUAGUUGUCAAUUUUUUUUAUUAAUUUUAAAAAUAAAAUGAGUCUCUAGUGUGAAUUACUUUCCAUAUACACAG
Messenger RNA from Physella acuta, 1396 nucleotides. RefSeq lists its product as uncharacterized. Gene Ontology annotation, cellular component: cytoplasm. The record is from RefSeq and is a predicted model, not a curated record. Gene Ontology annotation, biological process: cellular response to oxidative stress. Gene Ontology annotation, molecular function: sulfiredoxin activity. Lineage: Eukaryota; Metazoa; Mollusca; Gastropoda; Physidae.